Molecule: messenger RNA, 2583 nt
Organism: Mycena citricolor
Lineage: Eukaryota; Fungi; Basidiomycota; Agaricomycetes; Agaricales; Mycenaceae
Source: the annotation of a GenBank genome assembly
AACUUCGGUCCUUAGCUUGGGAGAGAAACCAUGUUAAGGGUUAGCUAAGACUUCGUAAUAGCCAUGACACAAUAUCACGUGAGAUGUCAAUGCCAUCGAUUAUCGCUGUGCAUCUGGCGUCGUUCCUCAUUGCCUCGCACACCAAAACCCAGUCCAACUCAUUACUCCGCCAUGCCUGCCGUUCGAGGGGAGAUGUGGGAACAUUUCUACGAAGGAGCUUCCCGCAACAAAUCACAUUCUGAUGCAUGGUGCCGUUACUGUGUCGAUCAUCACCGCCCAAAUUCCGCAACCCAGCCAACGGAGGUCGAUGGAGAGGGAAGAGAGGAGGUGGCUGGUCUUGAUCUACUCCACGAAUCGUGGUUCAAACAAGCAUGUGAAAAAGUGAAAUCAGUGAACGGCGAAAAGAAAGCUAUGAUCGCACACCUGAUCGGCGGCCGGUCUGAGUGUCCGCAUGCUCCCGAUCACGCUAAAAAUGCUGCCCGUAAAUUACGUGGGGGGCUCAAAGAAUCGACGAAAGCAUCGGAAGGAAAGCCCAAGCCUAAGCCAAAACGAGCCAUUUUCCAGGCUGUCGAGAAGACAUUUACGCAGACUGAGCUCAAGGUUUUCAAGGACUGUUCGCGCCACGAUCUCUGCUAAUCUGCCGUUCCGUUGGAUAGCUGAUCCGGAGGUUCUCCGACUGUUGAUGAUGCUCCGCUCUGCAAUUGGGGACGCGCUACCCAGUCCUAAUCAAGUCUCUGGAACACUUUUGGACCUGGAAGAGAAGCGGGUGACUGACAAUGUCAAGACCAUUCUCCGUGGUCAAUAUGUCACUGUGUCGAUUGAUGGUUGGAGUGAUAAGGCAUCUGUUCUCGGAGUUGAUGUCUCCUUCGACGGCAAGGCAUAUCUUGUCCGAUCAGUCUCAAUGAAAGGACGUGGGAAAGAUGGUCCUGCGAUGUGUCGCACAUUCAUCGAGAUGAUUGACUGGGUGGAGCUCGAGUAUGCAUGCAAUGUGGUCGGUUUUUGCUGUGACAAUGAUGGUGGGAGUCAGAAGGGACGGAAACUGCUUCGAGUUGAGCGUCCGUGGUUGUUCAACCCGCCAUGCUGCGCACAUCAGGGGCAACUUAUUUUGGCGGACUACUUCAAAGAGAAUCGAGAUGGAUCUCAAACCUCCGAAGAAACCGCUGAUAUGCUCGGCUGGAUCCGAUCACAUGAAAAAGUACGCGACAUCUUUGAUGAGGUCCAGGUGGAGAAAAAAGGUGGUGAGCCACUGGCGUAUCUGGUCGCGAAUCUGACGCGCUGGACCACUCACACCAUCUCGUUCCAUCGCACGCUGUCAUUGAAGGAGCCGCUACGCCAUGCUGCUAUUCUUCGUUGCGCGGACAUCUUGCAGGCACAGCUCGGUGCUGAGAAGAACAAGAAGAAAAUUGCUGCCGUUGAGAAGGAGGUCAACCGCUUCUGUGAACUCCUCGACGACCCUGGAUACUGGAAGCGACUAGAAAGAGUGUCUGAGGACAUCGAGCCUGUCUGUUAUAUCACAAACAUCAAUCAAGCUGACAACACUCGUGCCGAUCAAGUCCUUCUCGGUCUCGCCGGAGUAUACCUUCAUUUUAGUCGUCAUCCUGAUCCUAUUGUGCGCGCUGGCAUGCUCGCUCGGCUUGAGAAACGAUGGGAAGCACUGGAUCAGCCGAUGUUCCUCUUCGCAGUGAUUCUGAACCCAUAUGAGAAGACGGAUCGGUUCGGUGGGGAGGCUGCAGUUAGCGUCUUCACACUGGCUAGCAUUUUAGUGGAGCUUUACACUCGAGUCAAGCUUCGCAAACUUCCUGACCAGGAUCUCUCCGAGGUUGAAUCGCGAAAACAAGGUGAAGUCCGCGCUGCAUUCAUGCACUAUAUUUCAGGAACCGGACCCUUUGCCGACUUUGAAACAAAUCAGGAAGUCUUUUCCCAAACAAAUGGAACAGAUCCUAUCCUUGUGUGGCAAACAUUCCGCUCUGUUGCCCAAGUUUCCGAGCUUGCUGAGCUGGCGAUGAUCCUCCUCGGGCUUUCAGUCAAUCAAGGAGGCAAUGAACGUGAUUUCUCAGAUUGGAAAGUCAAACGAACUCGAUUGCGCAACCGGCUGUCAUUUACGAAAACCACAAAGAUGUCGAAGACGGUCUUCAAGAAAAACGGCACGCACGAAAGAAUCACGAUGACGACCGUGUCUCCCAAUUGAUUGCGGUACCACGAUAUGCCGACGCGCUUGAAAUAUCAGACCUCGGCAACGAGGAACGUUCAUCCGAGUCCGUGCUGGUAAACUCGGCAAGAUCGUGGCGCUGUUCUCAGGCUCGCUGGAUUCUCGCGGCGAGAGAAUUGGAGGAUGAUGAGGAUGGAAUACAGUUGUUAGAACUGACGCAAUCUCUCGGAGCUGCAACAAAGCGGUGGUUACCACGCACUCUGAACAAUCUUUUCGGGGAACGCGCUAAACGACCAUUAAAGCUACAAAGAAAGCAUCAAUUCACUGACGAGGAGCGGUUGAUGGAACUCUUGGCCGCCGAGCACUCUGAUGAGGAACCCGACGAUGGUGCUUUAGAGGGUUCAGGAGACGAGUACACUGAGUAGAUAUCAAAG